Molecule: messenger RNA, 1791 nt
Organism: Arabidopsis thaliana (thale cress)
Lineage: Eukaryota; Viridiplantae; Streptophyta; Magnoliopsida; Brassicales; Brassicaceae
Gene: NTRB
Product: NADPH-dependent thioredoxin reductase B
Exons: 2
Coding region: 45-1172 (375 amino acids)
Biological process (GO): removal of superoxide radicals
Cellular component (GO): cytoplasm; mitochondrion
Molecular function (GO): oxidoreductase activity; thioredoxin-disulfide reductase (NADPH) activity
Source: RefSeq, marked reviewed
GGUGUGAAUCAAAGGUCUUGUCUUUGCAAGUAAAUUCGUUCCUAAUGAACUGUGUGAGUCGUUUAAAGUGUUUGAUAAGCAAAGCACGAAGCUUUGCACGGCUUGGUGGUGAAUCCACUCUCUCUCAACCGCCGUCUCUCGCCUCCGCCGCGUUUUCUUCAUCCGCCGUCAUGAAUGGUCUCGAAACUCACAACACAAGGCUCUGUAUCGUAGGAAGUGGCCCAGCGGCACACACGGCGGCGAUUUACGCAGCUAGGGCUGAACUUAAACCUCUUCUCUUCGAAGGAUGGAUGGCUAACGACAUCGCUCCCGGUGGUCAACUAACAACCACCACCGACGUCGAGAAUUUCCCCGGAUUUCCAGAAGGUAUUCUCGGAGUAGAGCUCACUGACAAAUUCCGUAAACAAUCGGAGCGAUUCGGUACUACGAUAUUUACAGAGACGGUGACGAAAGUCGAUUUCUCUUCGAAACCGUUUAAGCUAUUCACAGAUUCAAAAGCCAUUCUCGCUGACGCUGUGAUUCUCGCUACUGGAGCUGUGGCUAAGCGGCUUAGCUUCGUUGGAUCUGGUGAAGCUUCUGGAGGUUUCUGGAACCGUGGAAUCUCCGCUUGUGCUGUUUGCGACGGAGCUGCUCCGAUAUUCCGUAACAAACCUCUUGCGGUGAUCGGUGGAGGCGAUUCAGCAAUGGAAGAAGCAAACUUUCUUACAAAAUAUGGAUCUAAAGUGUAUAUAAUCCAUAGGAGAGAUGCUUUUAGAGCGUCUAAGAUUAUGCAGCAGCGAGCUUUGUCUAAUCCUAAGAUUGAUGUGAUUUGGAACUCGUCUGUUGUGGAAGCUUAUGGAGAUGGAGAAAGAGAUGUGCUUGGAGGAUUGAAAGUGAAGAAUGUGGUUACCGGAGAUGUUUCUGAUUUAAAAGUUUCUGGAUUGUUCUUUGCUAUUGGUCAUGAGCCAGCUACCAAGUUUUUGGAUGGUGGUGUUGAGUUAGAUUCGGAUGGUUAUGUUGUCACGAAGCCUGGUACUACACAGACUAGCGUUCCCGGAGUUUUCGCUGCGGGUGAUGUUCAGGAUAAGAAGUAUAGGCAAGCCAUCACUGCUGCAGGAACUGGGUGCAUGGCAGCUUUGGAUGCAGAGCAUUACUUACAAGAGAUUGGAUCUCAGCAAGGUAAGAGUGAUUGAGGAAAUUGUUGGAAGGCUCAGGUCAUUGAGUUAUUGUUGAUUGAUCCCUGAUUCAGUUAGACAUUGAUGGACCAGAAUGAGACUUGAUCUUUAUCAUAGAACAAGUUAAGAUACAUUGAUUUGUUUAUUCCUUAAUAUUGCAGUUGGAAUUGAGUACGGGUAUUGUUCAAAGUUGUAGCUCUAAUGGUAAAACUAGCUACGACAAAAGUCCUCUUAAAAUAUGAGUUUUAGAUGAUGCCUUAACAUUUCAUAUAUUCAGUGAACAUGAUUUAUCCAAUAAUGUAUUAUGUAUUCUUAUAAAUUAGUAUAAUAUAAAAAUGGGUUUCCAGAAAUCUUUAAGACAUUUCUGAUCUUGAAGCCGAGUCAUUUCCAGAGCUUCUAGAGGCUUUUGAAAUGAUCACAGAUUUUUCAGAGGAAACGGCUUUGGUGAAGCUUUAACACUUUGAUGUCAAGAAAGAGAGAAAUGACGGCUUGGAAGGGUCUUCAACCGAUGACGUCGUUCACUCCUACAUGGUUGAAAUAUUCAAAAGAGUUCAUAAAAUCCUUCCCAAAAGUAGUCCCGAUUAUUCUUCUAACCAUUCUUAAAAUUCGAAACGAUGAAUGUGAUUCUUAAAUGUGG